Messenger RNA from Scedosporium apiospermum, 1170 nucleotides. RefSeq lists its product as uncharacterized. The transcript is spliced from 2 exons. NCBI's taxonomy places the organism in Eukaryota, Fungi, Ascomycota, Sordariomycetes, Microascales, Microascaceae. The coding region runs from base 1 to 1170 and encodes 389 amino acids. The record is from RefSeq and is a predicted model, not a curated record.
AUGCCAUCGACGAUUGAAACAUCGACCGGGGAGGGAACCACGCAUUCGGUUGCUUUUGCGUCUGCUCCAGGACGCAGAUCAGAAGGAAAACGAAGGUCUGGGGAGUUACCGGUCCGGCCGAGCGAGGAGUUCGAUAGACGUUACGACGGUCCUUUCGCGAGGCCCGUAAAAAACGUGACGGGAGACACCCUCAGGAGGUCGCAAUCCCAGAAUCGACCGUCGACGAGUCGUUCGGCGCGGGAUGCCGCUCUUGUGGUACAAGAACCGGCAACCGAUUUAGAUUCCGUCGCUCGGGAAACGGCAUUUUUGGCGGAGCCGCCGCGGCUUAACUACACCUUACGCACGCGAAAGCUAUCAAUAUUUUUGUGGUGGACGGUCAUCAUUAUUGACUCGGUGGCGAUGCCAAUUGGGCUCUACUUCGGCCUUUGGUACGGCGUCGGUCCCGGUGCGCCGAAAGAGAGGCGGAAACUAUCCGCUAACGCCGUGUUCUCAAUCGUUACGGCCGCCAUUGGCGGCGCCAGUAUUCUCGAGUAUUUCCUGAGGAUGUGGAGUCUCUGGAAGAAGGAUAGUGACUGCCGGGUUAUUGCUGGGGGCAGAUGGCACUUGGACUGGUUCCACUGGAAUUUUACGCUUGCCUGGCUCAUCGUCAUGGUUGAGCUUAUCGUUGGUAGCGUCCAGGAGAACCCAUACAUUCGCCUCAUCGCCAUGGCUCCUACAACAAUGCUUUUCGUCUUCGGCACAGAGCUUCUCAUCGUCGACACCAUGCGAUUUUUCCAUUUACCCGCACCAGUCAGGAUAUCCUCGAUACCAGGGGGGGCACAACUGAGGCCUGGGAUCUACAGUCUCGUUGAGGAUAUAUGUGCGGUCGACGGUGGUGGGGGAACCGCCUUCCGCGAGGCUCUUGAUCGUCGCUACGAGGCGAGCCACGUCUUCCGAACCAUGCUUCGUCGGCUCGGUAUAUUCUGGGCAGUUGGGGCCGAAGGAAUGGCGGUGCUAUGUACUAUUCUCAUCUUCACCGUGGAGGUGGACUAUGCUUAUGCAAUCGGCUGGUCCGUCCCGUUCGUAUGGGCCGGCGUAUGGACUCUUAUCACGAUCUGGUACGUAAAGAUCGAGUUACGACGCGAGAAUAGGGAGUGGGCUCGCGACGCAGCCAGCAAACCCAGUGCAUGA